AUGACACUCACUCUUUCAACCCGACGCGACGCUUUUAAAGAUGCCUCGCACACAACAGAGCUCGCUGGUUACCCUCUCCCAGACAAAGAUUGGUAUCGCCACAGAAACAAUAACGGCGAGUAUGCCGCUGUGACUUUCACCAAAGAGAAAUCUAUUCAGGGCUUCAACCUCACUUGUAGCAAAUACUACAUCCUUCGCGAUGCUCUCGUUCCCCUCCUUCACAAAGACGACAUAUACAAGAAGAGGUUCAAUGAUGCUAAUGUCAAACAUGAUGACCUCUGGCCAAUAUUUGUCACAAUAUGCGAGCAUGAUCUUGUCCAACACCCCACUCAUAUAGGAUGGAAGCACGAUAUGCUCUUUCGAUGGUUCAAAACAACAGCAGAGACUUUCCCUUUUCUCCCAGCAGACCAUUGGAAAUGGGGUCGUAGCGACCUCUCUCCGAAGAAGGGAUCACCCUAUAUGCUAUACAAGCUUGUUAGCAUUAGGUUUGAAGACGAAGGUGGAAAGGUGGCUAUUGUUCGACUAGUAGACCUUGCCGAUGACGCCGUGAGGCCGGUAAUGGGCAACAGGAUCGAUAUGAAUCCAUCUGAUAGUUCCUUUGAUCGACUCGUCAAAAUCCUCCUCGACAAUGAGUCCAUCAACUACCAGAAGGGGUCCAAGAUCAAGUUCCUCCAUCUGUUAAGAGGCAACGUUUACGUCGCUAUUGAAACCGACAAGCAGCUCUCAUAUGCAAUUAAGCAACUUCGAAUCCGAGGGACAAGCAAAAUCGAGAUGAGAGUGGUGGGCGUUGAUGUAGAGGAUGAAUGA
Cucurbitaria berberidis CBS 394.84 is the source of this 807-nucleotide messenger RNA. RefSeq lists its product as uncharacterized. Lineage: Eukaryota; Fungi; Ascomycota; Dothideomycetes; Pleosporales; Cucurbitariaceae. The transcript is spliced from 2 exons. The coding region runs from base 1 to 807 and encodes 268 amino acids. The record is from RefSeq and is a predicted model, not a curated record.